Molecule: messenger RNA, 1010 nt
Organism: Tripterygium wilfordii
Lineage: Eukaryota; Viridiplantae; Streptophyta; Magnoliopsida; Celastrales; Celastraceae
Product: myb-related protein 315-like
Exons: 3
Coding region: 89-877 (262 amino acids)
Source: RefSeq, a predicted model, not a curated record
UGGAUUAUAAGAGUUCCUUUUAGGCCUUGAAGAAGCACUCUUGAGGGAUAAUAAUUAUCACAACUUGUUUUGAAAGAAGAAAAAAAAAAUGGGAAGGCAACCUUGUUGUGAUAAGGUUGGAUUGAAGAGAGGUCCAUGGACAAUUGAGGAAGAUCACAAGCUCGUCAAUUUCAUCCUCAACAAUGGCAUCCAUUGCUGGCGAGCCGUCCCGAAACUUGCAGGUUUGCUAAGGUGUGGGAAAAGUUGUAGAUUAAGAUGGAUAAACUAUCUCCGGCCGGAUCUUAAGCGAGGAAAUUUUACGGAAGCUGAAGAAAAUCAAAUUAUACAGCUUCAUUCGAGACUUGGUAACAGGUGGUCUAAGAUUGCUUCACAUUUUCCGGGACGAACCGACAAUGAGAUCAAGAAUCACUGGAAUACUAGGAUUAAGAAGAAGUUAAACCUCCUUGGAUUGGACCCAGUGACUCAUAAACCUGUUGAGCAAACAGAAAAUAGUACUGCUAAUUAUCAGACAAUCAGUGUACCGGAGCCUAAUUCAUCGACGACGACGAAGGAACAAGAAGAUGAUGCCGUGAAGGAUGAAGAAGAAGAUGAUGAUCAUCAGAAGAAGAAUGAUCAAUUGGAUGUGGAAGAAACAAGUGAGCUUCUGAGCAAUUAUGAAAUGUUAUGUGGUGGGUUGGACUUGGAAGCACUAAUGUUGAACCUAGAAAGCCCUAAUAAUACUUGUUCAAAUACUACUUCUUCAUUGUCUCUUGAUCAAGAAUCAAACAACAAGGUUAAUCUCUGGAUUAAUGGCGAAUCAUCGACGACAAAACAAGAUGAUUCCCUAAGGCAGUGGUGUGAGAGUUUUGAUUAUUUUCUCUCAUGGAAUGAAUAUUAAUUAGUUUCAUAAUCUCACUCAAGGCAACAUUCAUUGAUUCUGUAUUAAGAAUUAAAGCUCUUCUGGUGAUUAUGAUUAUUUUUUUUCUUUUUGCUUUGUAUUAUUAUGUGUUUUCAUUGUUGAUAAGGCCGGG